Messenger RNA from Tuber melanosporum (Perigord truffle), 1527 nucleotides. RefSeq lists its product as uncharacterized. Lineage: Eukaryota; Fungi; Ascomycota; Pezizomycetes; Pezizales; Tuberaceae. The coding region runs from base 1 to 1527 and encodes 508 amino acids. The transcript has 5 exons. The record is from RefSeq and is a predicted model, not a curated record. Gene Ontology annotation, biological process: regulation of DNA-templated transcription. Gene Ontology annotation, molecular function: sequence-specific DNA binding; DNA-binding transcription factor activity.
AUGUCGAUGUCUGCUUCUAUGGACACGCCCAUGGGGAAUGCUCCAAAUUCUGGGUCAGGGUUGGGGCUCGGGGGUGCUGCCGGAGGGGUUCAACAGCCUAAGGUGCAGACGGCAUUCAUUCACAAGCUCUACAACAUGCUCGAGGAUGCAAAUAUCCAACAUUUAAUAUCUUGGUCACCAUCUAACGAGAGCUUUGUGGUAUCGCCCACUGGGGAAUUUUCGAAAGUCUUGAGUCAAUACUUUAAACAUACAAAUAUAUCAUCAUUUGUUAGGCAGCUAAACAUGUACGGAUUUCACAAAGUCAAUGAUGUAUUUCACACUGGCUCGCCAGAUGCUACUUUGUGGGAGUUCAAGCAUGGGAAUGGUAGCUUCAAAAGAGGGGACCUUGUUGGCCUCAGGGAUAUAAAAAGGCGUGCGUCACGACACGCACUUAUUCACCGGGAUUCAUUCUCUGGGCCCAAAAGUACUGUUGCAUCUGCUCCAGGGACUCCGGAUGAGCGGCCCGGAGACUCAAUUGAUGGCCGAUUUAUAUCCAUUGAGCAGUCUUUGUAUGAAAUCAAUUCCCGACUUGCCCGCUCCGAGGAUCACAAUGCUAUGUUAGGCAUUCGCCUUCAAACUGCUAUUGAAGGAUUGACCAGAUGUCAUCAGGUGAGCCCCGAACCCUUGCGCUUUAUUUCUAUCCCUUUUACGAGACUAACGGGCCGUGAAGUCAAUUCGAUGCAGAAAGAAAUAGAGCGCCACACCCAACUAUUAGAAGAGCCACAAGAGAUGUUGCUCCGUGAGCGCCAGCCUUUCCUAUCAUCUUUGACUAUCGAUAAUUCGGCCCCAUUAUCGCCCCGGCAGCGCCCUAUGGAGGAUGAAUCUCGACGCUCUUCUAUCACCGGACCUUUACGUCCAACUGGUUAUUUUAGGGCACCCGCACCACCGAUAUCGAAUGCCCCUCGGCGUUUUGGAUCCGUGGGGCUAGCUGGAGGUUCUUCGCCGAAUGCUCUGCGUCCCCAGCAGCCGUCCCAACAACCACCUGCACAGCAUCCGUUGGGGUCUUUCCACUCGCCCCCCAGUCACCUUUCUCGUCGGCAUACAUCUGCGGAUAUCCGGCUGCACGGAUGGCAGGCAAACUCGCCAUUUAGCGGCAUGUCUGGCUCCAACCAAUGGCCUCCGUCACCGAAUCGCAGCUCCAAUCUCCAGCAUGAUAACACUAGAGAAAUUCUGGCAAACUACGAAAUACAGCAACAUAGGCCCCCGAACAACCCGGUGUUUACUUCCCAAACCACCCCGCCUCUCAGUGAAACGACCUCCAAUAAUGGUAUCUCAGAUUCAGGCUGGAGCUUCGGGGGAGGUGGGCCGAAAUUUCCACCACAACGGGAAGCAGGGCAUACUGCUCCGCCGACCCGACGCUCUAGUCUCGCUUCUAGCAGUGUGCAUGCCCUAUUAAACCCGCUGGAUUCAAACUUGUCGGCGGAAACCAAUAGGGAUGGGAUGUCGGAUUGCGAACCGGAUGACCGAAAACGGAAGCGGCUUCAAUAA